AUGAUGUUUCUGUCAACGCUCCUCCCGCUGCGGCAGACAUUGACACUUUUGCCCCUUGUUGCUCUACUUCAAUGGCCCCUUCCUGUCAAUGGGCAAAACGCCGAUACGCCUUCCGAUUCGAACUUCAUUCGGCGUGGUUAUGAGCGCGCAGCGGUCAUUGGCUCCCACCUCUACCUCUCCGGCGGCGAAAUCUCCCAAUAUGGAACCGGCGAGAACGCCCUUCCCCCCGACGACCACCCUGCCACUGGCAUCUCCUCCGUCUUAUCAAUUGAUCUCUCCACCUCUUGGGACACCCGCAACGCCCCCUUCCAAUCCCAUACAUUUCCCGAUGGCGAUCGACCUCCUGUUUUUAACAACCACGCUCUCUGGCCCUGGAAAUCUUCAGAUGGUAAAGAUCAAGGGUUUUACAUCUACGGUGGCCAAGUAUCGUGGAAAGAAACGGUCAAGGAUGUGAGGAAGGACCGCGGAAUUUGGAAGUUUACUGUCGAUGGGCAGGGCGGGGGAGCGUGGACGGUUGAACAGGCCAGUAAUCCGGAGGUUUUGCGAGGAUUGAAUCUGACGGCGAGUAUGGCGUAUGCGGCAGGAGGUGGAAGGGGAUGGUCGAUCGGGGGAAUCAUGACGCCUGGCACCGAUCCGGAUGCGAACAUCACGUCAGGCCCGGGACUGAGGAUUCCGGGGAUGGUGGAGUAUGACUUUGCGACGGAAACGUGGACCAAUUAUACCGAGGUCGGGUUCCUCCCGAAAGGCCAGGCGUUGGAGGACGGAAGGGCGCACUUCGUUGAUGGACUUGGGGAGGACGGUAAAAACGGAGUGGUCAUGGUGUUCGGAGGGGGGGUCUUCAUCCUGGACGCGACGCGAAAGGGCGACUCGCGGGGGAUCACCCGCCCGGAUCUCCUCCUUGACUUCAACAACAUGACCUUCUUUGACGCACAGACGAAGAAGUGGUACUCGCAGACAACGACAGGCACACCGCCAACUUCCAGAAUGGGCCAUUGCGUCGCGGGCGUUCGAAGCCAAGCCGGUACCCACGAAAUCUUCGUCUACGGCGGCGCUGAUGCUGGGUUCACCGAGUCCUACGAUGACUUAUACGUUCUUUCCCUUCCCGGAUUUGUCUGGUUCCGCGUCGACGACCGUUCAAAUGGUGUUCAUUCUCACGGAACUUGCGCUGUGGUAGGCAAUCGUCAACUGUUGGUGAUAGGUGGGCAGAACGAGAAGGAUGGGUGGCCGGCAAUCUGGCAAAGUAAGGACCCGUUACCGCUCGGACUGGGCAUCUUUGAUAUGACCACCAUGGCUUGGAAGAGCAAUGGAAGCUAUGAUACGGAGGCUGCCGAGUACAGACCGGCUGAAGUGAUUGAGAAGUGGUACAAAGAUGGGGGUCUUGACAAAGUCCAGUGGGACUCGGAUGAUGUAAAGAAGAUGUUCCUGGCGACGCCUGUGAACUUUACAAAUUUGGAUGAGCCAAGUUCAUCAGACAAACCAUCAUCCGGCGGCGGCGGCAGUGAUUCCUCGGAUGGCAACACUGAUAAAAGCAAGGGCGAGUCCAGCAAGUCCAAGACCGGACCUAUCGUAGGGGGUAUCGUGGGGGGUUGCGUCGUCGUGCUAGGAGUCAUCGGUGGUUGGUUGUUUUGGAGAAGGAGGAACAAGAAAAAGAACUCCGCAGGCGCGUUAUCAUCGGCUGAACUUCCCGUCCAAGAGCCGUCACCCUCACCACCACCACAAGGCUUCUAUGAACCCUACGGACAGCACAAGGAGCUUCCGGUCCAUUCGGCAGCAACAGAGGUAUACACCCCGCCCACCGAACUCUCAAGUCAUGCUUACCGGUUCGAACUGGACCCCGACGCGAGACCAAACGAGUUGCAUGGGGAUGCAGGACCGAGGGCACAAGAACUUUCAUGA
This is a messenger RNA of Neurospora crassa OR74A, 1896 nucleotides long. RefSeq lists its product as hypothetical. The transcript is spliced from 4 exons. Lineage: Eukaryota; Fungi; Ascomycota; Sordariomycetes; Sordariales; Sordariaceae. The record is from RefSeq and is a predicted model, not a curated record. Gene Ontology annotation, molecular function: protein binding. The coding region runs from base 1 to 1896 and encodes 631 amino acids.